UUUGACAUCAGAAAAUCAACUAUGAAUAUGAAAAGAGUUGAAUAUGAAUUUAACUCUGACCAUUCUCACUUCUAUUUCCUCCUUAUUGUUAUGUUACCUGUCUCUUUACACUCUCUCUCUUAUAAUUAUAAUUAAUAAUUCUGAUUAUCAUUUUAAUCACGCAGUAAUUGCAAUAAAUAGUUCAUAACCUUCAAUUAGUUUCACUACAGUUUUGUUCAGCUAUUUCAACAUGGUGAAGAGCAUCGGUAAGAAGCAGGAAACUCCCACACAAAAGGCUGUGUCCCUUCCCUGUCAAGACACAAUGCAACUGGCUGACGAAAUUUUGCAGAGGAUUAGCAAGGAAGUUAACCAAGCUGUCUCAGAGGCUUUCUCCUUCUUCCAAUCUGAAUUGGAUCGACUACAGGGUGAGAACAAUGAACUUCGGCAGAGGAUGGCAGCAAUUGAGAAGGAGACGGAAUUGAAAAUCGACGACCUUCAACAAUAUGGUCGCCGUACCUGCCUGCGAUUCUUUGGAAUUCCUGAAACCAAGGGGGAGUCCACCAACCAAAUUGUUCAGCGAGUCUGCAAGGAAAAGCUGAACGUGGAGUUGAAGAUCGACAACAUUCAUCGUACGCAUCGAGUGGGACCAAUCCAGUAGCCAGGUCAGGACACGGGCAGAGCAGCCGGCAAGGAGCGUGUUCGCAGCCAAGCGAAUGGUCAAGAACUCAGGGAUCACCGUAAGAGAGGAUCUGACGAAGCACCGGCUUGAACACUUGAAAGCAG
Molecule: messenger RNA, 762 nt
Organism: Nilaparvata lugens (brown planthopper)
Lineage: Eukaryota; Metazoa; Arthropoda; Insecta; Hemiptera; Delphacidae
Exons: 2
Coding region: 230-637 (135 amino acids)
Source: RefSeq, a predicted model, not a curated record